AUUCUUCUGAUCUUUAUUACUAAAAAUCUGAAAGAUAUUUCAGAAGAUAUUUGUUCAGAGAACUUAGAUGAUUUUGAAGAAACAUUGCAAGCUCUUAAUAUUUUCAAUCUAAUAGAUAUUAAAAAAUUUCUUAAUAUCUCUGAAGAAAAUAUUAUAUAUGAAGUUCUCACAGAUGAUCAAAUUAUUAAUGAACUUGUAUAUCUCUUUAGUAAUACAGAUAAGAACUUUGAUUCAAAAGAAUUAGAUAAUAGCUAA
Molecule: messenger RNA, 255 nt
Organism: Racocetra persica
Lineage: Eukaryota; Fungi; Glomeromycota; Glomeromycetes; Diversisporales; Gigasporaceae
Source: the annotation of a GenBank genome assembly